Messenger RNA from Pogonomyrmex barbatus (red harvester ant), 4508 nucleotides. It is a transcript of the gene Pkc98E, whose product is annotated as Protein kinase C. The record is from RefSeq and is a predicted model, not a curated record. Gene Ontology annotation, biological process: protein phosphorylation. Lineage: Eukaryota; Metazoa; Arthropoda; Insecta; Hymenoptera; Formicidae. Gene Ontology annotation, molecular function: diacylglycerol-dependent serine/threonine kinase activity; ATP binding.
GCCUUAUCGUACGAGUGUCGAGUGCGCGGCUACGUAAACCGAACAAAUUCUUCCGUGAACCGUGCGAGAAAGUUUAGUCUCCCGGGGCCGUCCGAGGUAGGCCUGGAAUGCGGUCGAUGUUCGUUAGUGUGGAACGUAAAUGAGCAAUCGAGCGGUCUUCGAUUCCGUUCAGGUCGGUGCAAGAUAGUUCAGGACAGGCGAAGAGUCGUCCGUUUCGCGAUCCAUGGAUACGUCAUCGUCUCGCAAUCACCGUUAAAGCGCGGAGAACAUCGCGCGCGCGGUUCGCCGAUUAACGUGUCGCCGAUUUCUUAAGCAGGGACAGAGGUAGAAGGGUGGGAAGGGGGUUUACACGCGGGACGAGAGGAAAGCCCGAUGGGUGUCAGGGGAACAAGAAGAAGACGAGGACAGGCUCUGUACUCGUGUUGUCGUCUCGCGGUUGUCAUCUCCGUCAUCACGUCGUCGUCCUCGCCGUCAUCGUCAUCGUAUCGUCGUACCGUCGCGCUGCGAUCAGCAACGAAGGCGGCGAACAGGCCGCGCUGCUGGUCCCUGUUAUGCACGCAAGACAAGCGCCCAGCGGAGUGUUCAUAAUUGCACUGCGUUCGUUAGUGUUCGUGGCGGAGGAGGAAAGGGAAAGGACGCGACGAAGAGGAGGUGGCGGUGUAGGCGUAGGAGAAUACUUGACACACAGCCGUAGCGGAAGAGAGACGGGGAGAGAUGAGAAAGAGAGACAGAGGGAUGGAUUGAGCGCGGUAGAGUAGGGUAAGAGAACGUGGGCGCGAUUUUCUAUAUAAGCGCGUUCGCCGCGAGGGGUGAGUACCUGCCCGUCCGCGACAGUCGCGAACAGAGGACACGGGACUUGUUAAUUGUCCCACUCGUCUUCGUCUCUCCGCGGUCCAUUCGUUCGCACGUCGGUCCAUCGUGAGGGAAUGUUCACGAUGUUCUCCGGCAAAAUGAAGAUCGAAAUCUGUGAAGCGAGAAAGCUGCGGGCAACUGAUAAGCAGCGGAAGUUCUGGAAGGAGAAGGAGGAGCCUACGCUCGAUCCGUACGUACAGCUGGAUGUCGACGAGCUUCACCUGGCCCGCACGACCACCAAGUUGAAGACCUCGGACCCAGUCUGGAACGAGUGUUUCAUCCACGAGGUGCAGCAAGCGGUCCUCUUGGGUCUUACGAUCUUCCACGAUGCGGUACUGCCGCCGGAUUAUUUCAUUGCCAAUUGCAACAUCUCAUUUACGGAUCUUAUUAAAAACUUAUACGAAGGGAUCAACGAUUUCUGGGUUGAACUAGAGCCUCAGGGAAAGUUGCGAUUAAAAAUAGCCAUGUGGAACGCACCAAUUCGACAACCAAGUUUCUAUGGAGAAUAUAGUGGUGGGGAACAUAGUCGCAUUAAAGGCAAGAAAGACCGGCACGAAUUUAGGGAGAAAAAGCAACCUUUGAAUCGUCGGAGAGCGAUGCGACGAAGGAUUCACCAAGUAAAUGGGCACAAAUUCAUGGCUACCUUUCUAAGACAACCGACAUUUUGUUCACAUUGUCGGGACUUUAUAUGGGGCUUUGGCAAGCAGGGCUAUCAGUGUCAAGUAUGUACUUGCGUAGUUCACAAAAGGUGCCACAUGUUGGUGAUAACCAAAUGUCCUGGAAUGAAAGAUGAGUCAAACCAACAAGGCACAGAAAUAGCACGAUUUAGCAUAGAUGUCCCCCAUCGGUUCGCGAUUCAUAGUUACAAAAGAUUUACAUUCUGUGACCAUUGUGGAUCUUUAUUGUACGGUUUGAUCAGGCAAGGCUUACAAUGUGAAGCUUGUAACAUGAAUGUUCAUAAAAGAUGUCAAAAGAAUGUUCCAAAUAGUUGCGGUAUCAAUACCAAGGCUAUGAGUGAAAUACUGAAAACAAUAAAUUUUUGCGCAAAUAAGCAAUCAAGAGCUCCGAAAAUUAGGAUGUCUUCACGUCCGCAAACACCUACAAUCGUAGAAAAGGAAGAAGAUCAAUCAGAUGAUCAAAAAAAGGAUGAUAAGGGCUAUAAAAAAGAUAAAAAGGGAAUGAAAAAGGGACAAAAAAAAGGACAGAAAACAAUAAAAGAUCAGAAACAAACAGAUGAUCAAAAAAAGACAAAAAGAUAUUCAGAUGAUCUGACAGAAGAACUGUCAGACGAAGAUCAGUCAGACGAAAUGGGCAUGGACAAUUCACAAUCGAGUCAAAAAUUAUCAGACAUGCCAGCUUAUGCCAAAGAAGAUGAAGGAGCAACUAAUAGCGAAUUAAAAAAAUUUGGUUUAGAUGACUUUAAUUUUAUUAAGGUUCUCGGUAAAGGCAGUUUCGGUAAAGUAAUGUUGGUCGAGCGAAAAAGUAAUCCCGAUGAGAUUUACGCCGUGAAGAUCUUGAAGAAGACUGUUAUUAUUCAAGAUGACGACGUGGAUUGCACGAUGACGGAAAAACGGAUUUUAACCCUCGCAGCCAAACAUCCUUUCCUGACAGCCAUCCACAGUUGUUUUCAAACAGCUGAUCGACUUUUCUUCGUUAUGGAAUAUGUGAAAGGAGGUGAUCUGAUGUUCCAUAUUCAGAAAGCUCGGAAGUUCGACGAACCGAGGGCACGUUUCUAUGCAGCAGAAGUGAUACUUGCACUUCAAUUUCUGCACAGAAAUCAUAUUAUAUAUCGCGAUCUGAAGUUGGACAACAUAUUAUUGGAUGCGGAAGGACAUUGUAAACUGGCGGAUUUUGGAAUGUGUAAGGAGAAUAUAAUUGAGGGAGAAACGACAACAUCGACAUUUUGUGGUACACCGGACUAUAUAGCUCCCGAAAUACUUCAAGAAUUGCCAUAUGGUGCUAGUGUCGAUUGGUGGGCUCUCGGUGUUUUGUUAUACGAAAUGGUAGCGGGGCAACCACCAUUCGAGGCCGAAAACGAGGACGAUCUGUUUGAAUCGAUUUUACGAGAUGACUUGGUGUUUCCGGGGUGGGUUUCUCCGGAAGCCGAAUCUGUUUUAAAAGCCUUUAUGACCAAGAAUCCUGCCAAGCGAUUAGGUUGUGUUGCAGCCGAAGGUGGCGAAAGUGCCAUAAGGGUUCAGCCAUUUUUCAAACAUCUGGAUUGGGAAGCUCUUGAAGCGCGUAAAAUAAAACCUCCAAUCAGACCUAAAAUUAAAAAUGAAAAAGAUGCCUUGAACUUUGAUACGGAAUUUACGAAGGAGGAUCCAGUGUUAACGCCGGAGAGUGCAGACAAAUUGAGCGACAUCAAUCAAGAAGAAUUUCGCGGUUUCUCCAUAGUAAAUAAGGACUUCAAUCCAUUCAGAUCUUAGGCCUGCAAAAUAAGAAAACGCAAGCAGGACUGUAAGGAGUACUUACCCUUGUUUCCCGGACACCCGGAUCCUCACGACACCGACGCGCCUUUCGAGCUUGUACGAGAAUGGGAAUUAUUUGCAUCUUCCAAGUAUAAAGGUGAUGUGAGGGAAGGGGGCCCGAGACACAUUCGUUGACGGUGCAUCUUACGCUAUUGCUAGAGUGAUCAAAUGUUGACCAGAGAAUCGCAAAUUCUAAGCGCCAGGAGUAUUAACUUCCGACGGAGAUUGUAUCGAUACUUUUCUUCUCCAAUGUACUUCCAUAUGUAUACCUCCUGCUAUCCACAUCGUAGAGCUCCUGUGAAUCAAAUACAUGGAGAUAUCGUGUAUAUUGAUUCGUUCUGCGAUGUCUUUAUGUCACCGACGAGAGCCGUAAUCCGAUUACGGUCGCUAAUUGCACGUCUCCUUAUAUUUAUCGGCGUUUUUUCUUGUCCCCUGUGAAUCAUUUAUCUUCUUCGGCCCGUCGACGCGAUAGAGAAUUAUCUCGAUGUAAAAGUACCUGACGAAGACAUAAGAUGAUCGAUAGCUCGCAUCUCUUCGUAUUCUUGACAUCGUCGAACAUAAUUUUUGAGUCUAUAUUCGCUAAAACUAUUUAUGAAGUUUCGUCGACGUACGUGCAUCCUUCUUCGGCCCGUCGACGCGAUAGAAACCUAUCUUGAUGUAAAAAGUACCUGAUGAAGGCGCAAGACGACCGUUAGCUCGCGUCUCUUCGUAUUCUCGGUGUCAUCAAACAUGAUUACUAUGCUCAUAUUUUUUCACUAAGUCUAUGAAGCUUCAUCGACGUGUGCGCAUUCAUCUUCGGCUCGUUAAAGCGAUAAAAAAGUACCUGACGAAGACGCAAGACGACCAUUCGAUCACGUCUCCUCGUAUUUGUGACAUCUUUAGUGACGUGAUUAUCGAACUUAUAUUCUCUUAACAUUUUGAUGAAGCUUCGUUGGCGUACGUGUAUUUACUAUGAAUCUAGUCAGAAUGGAGAUUUAAGGAACGGAGAAUGUUAUGGAGAAUGAAUCAAAGUCUAGAGAGAAGAGAACGAGAGAAACGGGUUAGUCCGGCCUACGCUUUAAGAAGAAGAAAAAAAAGGCAUUAAAGACGGUCUCGUGCGUUAUUUCGAAAGAAAAUUAUAAUUAUAUCGCAUAAUUAUAUUGUUAUGUCUAGGACUAUAAUAUACGUGCAUUAAAUCGGUAAAAAAAA